Messenger RNA from Suricata suricatta (meerkat), 3646 nucleotides. It is a transcript of the gene STK11IP, whose product is annotated as serine/threonine kinase 11 interacting protein. Gene Ontology annotation, cellular component: cytoplasm. Lineage: Eukaryota; Metazoa; Chordata; Mammalia; Carnivora; Herpestidae. The record is from RefSeq and is a predicted model, not a curated record. The coding region runs from base 89 to 3385 and encodes 1098 amino acids. The transcript is spliced from 25 exons. Gene Ontology annotation, molecular function: protein binding. Gene Ontology annotation, biological process: intracellular protein localization.
GGACUUCCUGCCCAUUUUUGAUAGGGGCCGGGCUGCGGAGUUGGUGGAAGGAGGACACAGGAGGCUCCGCCCCCAGCGUCCCGUGGCCAUGACGACCGCCCAGCGGGACGCCCUGGUGUGGAAGCUCGCCGGGCUGCUGCGGGAGUCUGGCGACGUGGUCCUGUCUGGCUCUAGCACUCUGAGCCUGCUGACUGGCACCCUGCAGCACUUGAACCACGUAUUUGAGCUGCAUCUGGGGCCAUGGGGCCCUGGCCAGACGGGCUUUGUGGCCCUGCCCUCUCACCCCGCCGACUCCCCUGUCAUCCUCCAGCUUCAGUUCCUCUUCGAUGUGCUGCAGAAAACGCUGUCACUCAAGCUGGUCCAUGUCCCUGGUUCUGGCCUCCCAGGGCCCAUCAAGAUUUUUCCCUUCAAGUCUCUUCGGCAGCUGGAGCUCCGCGGUGUCCCCAUCCACUGCCUUCGUGGCCUCUGCGGCCUCUACUCCCAGCUAGAGACCCUGAUUUGCAGCCGCAGCAUCCAGGCAUUGGAGGAGCUCCUGUCAGCGUGCGGUGGUGACCUGUGCUCUGCCCUGCCCUGGCUGGCUCUGCUCUCUGCCAACUUCAGCUACAAUGCACUGACUUCCUUAGACAGCUCACUGCGUCUCUUGUCAGCGCUGCGCUUCCUGAACCUGAGCCACAAUCAAGUGCAGGACUGCGAGGGCUUCCUCAUGGACUUGUCUGAGCUCUGCCAUCUGGACAUGUCCUAUAACUGCCUGCACAUGGUGCCAAGAAUAGGACCCUCGGGGGCCACUCUGGGGACCUUGAUACUGCGAGGCAAUGAGCUCCAGAGCCUACAGGGCCUGGAGCGGCUGAGGAACCUGCGGCACCUGGAUGUGGCAUACAACCUGCUAGAAGGACACAGGGAGCUGUCCCCGUUGUGUCUACUGGCUGAGCUCCGCAAGCUCUACCUGGAGGGCAACCCUUUGUGGUUCCACCCUGCACACCGAGCGGUCACUGCCCAGUACUUGUCACCCCGCGUCAGGGAUGCUGCAGCCGGCUUCCUUCUCGAUGGCAAAGUCUUGUCACUGACUGACUUUCAGGUCUCCUCCACGUCCUCCAGCUCCAUGGCUGGCCCUGUGCCCUGGCCAGCAGGGAGCACUGUUGAAACCUCAGGUGGUCCUGACCUGAGUGACAGCAUCUCCUCUGGGGGCGUUGUGGCCCAGCCCCCGCAUCGUAAGGUUAAGAGCCGAGUCCGUGUGAGGCGAGCAAGCAUCUCCGAACCCAGUGAUACGGACCCAGAGCCCCGUACAAUAGACCCGUCUCCAGCUGGGCAGUUUGUGCAGCAGCAUCGGGAACUUGAACUCAUGAACAGCUUCCGCGAACGGUUUGGCUGUGACUGGCUACAGUAUAGGAAUCACCUGGAGAUCUCCGGGACCCCAGUUCUGGCCGCCUCCCAGACCCCUGCCUUCAGCACAGUGUGCCCGGACACCCAGAACCCAGGGUCUGUGCCCGGACCUCCGCCCCUGCCGAAGGAGUCACCACAGGAGACAGCAGAGGAGGUCGGGCCACAGCCGGAGCCCCAGGAGGAAGAGGUGGUGGAGGAGCUGGCAAAAGAGGAAGAAGGAAAGGAGGAAGAGGAAGAGGAGGAGCCGGAGCCGAAUGAUGUGGAGGGUGCCUGCCAGGGAGACGGGGCCGAUGCUGGCGGUAUUAUCUGGGAGAGAGGCAAACCCAGACUUGGGAUGGUUCAUUCCGUUUCGGAACUGUGUCGCCCCAUGCUGGUGUGUCCCCUGGAGGGGCCUGAGGGCGUGCGUGGCAGGGAAUGCUUUCUCCGGGUCACCUCCAGCCACCUGUUUGAGGUGGAGCUCCAAGCAGCCCGGACCCUGGCACGGCUGGAGCUCCAGAGUCUCGAGACGGCGGAGGUGGAGCCCGAGCCUCAGAGCAGGGGAGAGGCUGUGCUCGUGGGCUCAGAGCCGCUCCCUGGGGCCCCUGUCCUUGUUCUGCGUUUCUCCUACAUCUGCCCAGACCGGCAGCUGCGGCGCUACGUGGUGCUGGAGCCCGAUGCCCACGCAGCUAUCCAGGAGCUGCUUGCUGUGUUGACCCAAGCAGCCACCACGGCUCAGUGUCAGCUUAGGGACUCGAGAGACCCGCUGUGGGGCAGACUCCAGUGUCUACGCUGUGGCCAUGAGUUCAAGCCAGAGGAGCCCAGGUUGGGAUUAGACAGUGAGGAAGGCUGGAGGCCUCUCUUCCAAGAGACAGAAUCUCCUGCUGUAUGUCCAAACUGUGGUAGCGAUCAUGUGGUUCUCCUGGCUCUGUCCCUGGGAACCACCAGCAGGGAGCACAGGCAGGGAGAGCCAUCACCAGUUCCCUUGCAGUCCACCAGCACUGUCCGUGACCCUCCCGACCACAGCGACAGGGCCGACCAGGCCCCGCCUCACGCACCGGCCUCCCGAGACCACCACAGUUGGAGCCUCAGUCCCCCCCCCGAGCGCCGUGGCCUCCGCUCUGUGGACCACCGACUCCGGCUCUUCCUGGAUGUUGAGGUGUUCACUGAUGCCCAGGAGGAGUUCCAGUGCUGCACCAAGGUGCCCCUGGCGUUGGCAGGCCACCCUGGGGAGGCUGUGUGUCUUGUGGUGGUAUCUGACCGCAGGCUUUAUGUGUUGAAAGUGACAGGAGAGAUAUGCGGGCCUCCAGCUAGCUGGCUGCAGCCGACCCUGGCUAUUCCCCUGCACGACCUGAGUGGCAUCGAACUGGGGCUGGCUGGACAGAGUCUGCGGCUGGAGUGGGCUGCUGGGGCAGGCAGCGUCGUCCUGCUGCCCCGGGAUGCCAGGCAUUGCCGGGCCUUCCUGGAUGAGCUCACCGAUGUCUUGCAGGCUCUGCCUCCCACCUGGAGGAGCAGUGUCCAGGCCACAGAGGAGGAGGUGACCCCGGAGCACCGCCUCUGGCCUUUGCUGGAGAGAGACUCUUCCUUGGAGCCUCCCCUGUUCUUCUACCUUCGGAUGUUCCUGGUCAAAGGCUCUGCAACCUGCCCUGUGUCCUUGUUGAUGACCCUGUCCACCCUGUACCUGUUGGAGGAGGACCCUGCAGGGUCCCAGGCAGAGCCUGCUCUUCCAGCAGCUUCUGGUGAAACCCUUGAGAAGUCCCUGCCCUCGGGGCAGGGCCCUUCUGUGCAUGUCAGGGAGCAGUGGCCACUCAGCAGCCUGAGCUCGGUGCUGCUCUAUCGCACGGCCCCGGGGGACCUGCGACUGGUCUUCUAUGAUGAGGUGUCCCGGCUGGAGAGUUUUUGGGCACUUCGGGUUGUAUGUCCCGAGCAGCUGACAGCCCUGUUGGCCUGGAUCAGGGAGCCCUGGGAGGAGUUGUUUUCCAUUGGACUCCGGACUGUGACCCAGGAGGCUCUAGAUCUUGACCGGUGAGGCUUCCCCACUGACCUUGGCCUCGGGAGCCACGGCUGGAGAUGCUCUCUCUCCAGACUCUGGCUGCAGACUUCUCUGGCCUUUGGAUGCUCAAUGAGGCCCCAUAAUAACCCAGGAAAGCGUCAUCUCACCCAGGAGAAGAGUGAGAGAAGUUGCCUGCCCUGGUCUGGCUCAAGGGGACAGGCUAAGUGGUCAGUAGGGCUGUUUCUCCUGCACAUUUUCUCAGGUAGCAAUAAAAUUGUUUCCAUUCCAGAGGCCACA